Messenger RNA from Prunus armeniaca (apricot), 678 nucleotides. Lineage: Eukaryota; Viridiplantae; Streptophyta; Magnoliopsida; Rosales; Rosaceae. The record is from the annotation of a GenBank genome assembly.
AUGGCGAGUGGAGGAGGAUAUGGAGACUCGAACCAGAAGAUAGACUAUGUGUUCAAGGUGGUGCUGAUAGGAGACUCUGCAGUGGGCAAGUCUCAGAUUCUGGCCAGGUUUGCUAGAAACGAGUUUAGCUUGGAUUCUAAGGCCACCAUCGGCGUUGAGUUUCAGACCAGGACCCUUAUCAUCGAGCACAAGAGUGUUAAAGCUCAGAUCUGGGACACUGCUGGCCAAGAACGAUAUAGAGCAGUUACAAGUGCAUACUACAGGGGCGCUGUUGGGGCAAUGCUUGUCUAUGAUAUAACCAAACGCCAGAGCUUUGAUCACAUACCCCGUUGGUUGGAAGAGCUGCGUAGCCACGCCGACAAGAACAUUGUCAUCAUUCUGAUAGGCAACAAAAGUGAUCUUGAGAACCAGCGUGCAAUCCCCACAGAAGAUGCCAAAGAGUUUGCUCAAAAGGAAGGACUUUUUUUCUUGGAGACCUCGGCACUGGAAUCAACAAACGUGGAGUCUGCUUUCUUGACUGUGUUGACAGAGAUAUUCAACAUUGUUAACAAGAAGAGCCUGGCUGCCAGCGAAAAUCAAGCUAAUGGCAACCCUGCAUCUCUGUCUGGUAAGAAGAUUGUCAUCCCAGGCCCUGCACAAGAAAUCCCAGCUAAGAGCAAGGUGUGCUGUACAUCGUGA